Molecule: messenger RNA, 12646 nt
Organism: Hemicordylus capensis (graceful crag lizard)
Lineage: Eukaryota; Metazoa; Chordata; Lepidosauria; Squamata; Cordylidae
Gene: RC3H1
Product: ring finger and CCCH-type domains 1
Exons: 20
Coding region: 675-4067 (1130 amino acids)
Molecular function (GO): metal ion binding
Source: RefSeq, a predicted model, not a curated record
UGUCUAUAACAGUCUUAAAAUGGAGCAAGAGGGGUUAUCAGAGACAUACUGAGGUUAUAUAGACCGCGCGGGGGGGCGCAGUUUCAGGUUUUACCACGGGAUACUGACACAAAGAAAGCAAGAAUGGCUUUUAUAUUUUCAGUUUGAUCCCCUUUCGCCUUUCGAAAAGAGACGAGGAAACAACCUCCGAGCAAAAGCAGAAGGAAGAGCCUCCUCUCGGUCUGCUGCUGCUGCUGCUGCUGCUCCGCCCUCUGGGAAGCAGGAAGGGGAGGGCAAGACGGGCUGCCUGCCGAACGAGCAAUGCAUUAGCAGCGACGGCUGCUUAGGCGAGGCAGGCUUGUGCGGCGGAGUAGACCAGCGAAGAGGCACCCAAGAUGGCCCCUGCUGCAGAUGCAGCCGUGGCGGCAGCAGCGGGCCAGACUCGGGUGGAAGAGGAGGCUGCGGCCAGCCGGCUCUUACUGCUGCUUCUUCUGGAGAAGGAGGCGGUGAGCGCGACGGCCGCGUUCGUGGCCCGCAGCUGAGAGGAGCUGUUGCUGCCGUGAGGUUAUAUUUCACACUAUGUGCUGACUGUCUGUACUUACAGAAGAUAUUUAAAAACAAUUUUUUUUCAAAAAUUUUUGAUUCCAGUGGAAUCUGUGCUUUAGAUUUUGUCUUGUGAAUUGAAGCCUGAAACAAUGCCUGUACAAGCUCCACAAUGGACGGAUUUUCUCUCCUGCCCUAUUUGCACGCAAACCUUUGACGAAACAAUCCGGAAGCCCAUCAGCCUGGGCUGUGGCCACACAGUCUGCAAGAUGUGCCUGAACAAGCUCCACCGGAAGGCAUGCCCCUUUGACCAGACCACUAUCAACACAGAUAUUGAACACCUUCCUGUGAAUUCCGCCUUGCUGCAGCUUGUGGGUGCUCAGGUGCCAGAACAGCAGCCAAUAACCCUGCGCAGUGGUGCUGAAGAUACCAAACAUUAUGAGGAAGCCAAGAAAUGUGUGGAAGAGCUAGCAUUGUACCUUAAACCACUCAGCAGUGCGAGAGGUGUAGGACUGAACAGCACCACCCAGAGUGUACUCAGUCGACCCAUGCAGAGGAAGCUUGUGACUUUAGUACACUGUCAGCUAGUGGAAGAAGAAGGUCGGAUCAGGGCUAUGCGUGCAGCGCGAUCAUUAGGUGAAAGAACUGUCACAGAGCUCAUCCUUCAGCAUCAGAAUCCCCAGCAGCUCUCUUCCAACCUUUGGGCUGCAGUGAGGGCGCGGGGUUGCCAAUUCCUUGGACCAGCAAUGCAGGAAGAGGCCCUCAAGUUGGUUCUUCUGGCUUUGGAAGAUGGAUCUGCUUUGUCUCGGAAGGUUUUGGUUCUCUUUGUGGUACAGAGGUUGGAGCCACGAUUUCCUCAGGCUUCUAAAACCAGCAUUGGGCAUGUUGUCCAGCUUCUUUACAGAGCCUCCUGUUUCAAGGUGACUAAACGUGAUGAGGAUUCCUCCCUGAUGCAGCUGAAGGAGGAGUUCCGAACAUAUGAAGCUCUGAGGAGAGAACAUGAUUCCCAGAUUGUGCAAAUUGCUAUGGAGGCUGGUUUGCGCAUUGCCCCUGAUCAGUGGUCCUCAUUGCUAUAUGGAGACCAGUCCCAUAAAUCCCAUAUGCAGUCCAUUAUUGACAAGUUGCAGACCCCAGCCUCUUUUGCACAGAGUGUUCAGGAACUAACCAUUGCUCUCCAGCGGACUGGUGAUCCAGCCAAUCUGAACCGUCUUCGACCCCACCUAGAACUCCUAGCAAAUAUUGAUCCCAGUCCAGAUGCCCCACCACCUACAUGGGAACAGCUUGAGAAUGGAUUGGUUGCUGUGCGGACUGUGGUACAUGGCCUGGUUGAUUACAUCCAGAAUCACAGCAAGAAAGGAGCAGAUCAGCAGCAGCCUCCUCAGCACAGCAAAUACAAGACAUAUAUGUGCCGUGACAUGAAACAAAGAGGAGGGUGCCCCCGUGGGGCCAGCUGUACCUUUGCACAUUCGCAAGAAGAACUGGAAAAAUUUCGUAAGAUGAAUAAACGCCUGGUUCCUCGAAGACCCAUGAGUGCCUCACUUGGCCAACUGAAUGAAGUGGGCCUAUCAUCAGCAGCUAUCCUCUCAGAUGAAGGGACUGUGGAGUUGCCCAACAGAAAACCCUCUGCCUUGCCAAAUGGGAUUGUUUCAGCGGGCAGUGCAGUGACGCAACUUAUCUCUCGCGGAACUGAGUCCAGCUAUGAUUCAGCCCUGAAGCCCGGGAAAAUCGACCAUCUUAGCAGCAGUGCCCCUGGUUCACCACCUGACUUACUGGAAUCUGUUCCCAAGAGUUCUCUAUCUGCCUUACCUGUGAACUCUCACCCAGUGGCCCCCCGGGGACCGGCAGACAUGCCUCCGAUAUCAGUUGGCAAACAGCUCCAGAUGGUACCACGGGGCUCCCAGUUGUAUCCUGCUCAGCAAGCUGAUGUGUUUUACCCUGAUCCGCGAGGAGCAGCUCCACCAUUUGAACCCCCUCCUUAUCAACCAGGUGUAUAUUAUCCUACAGCUCAGAAUUCACAGUGCAUAUCUCGAUUUGUCCGACCUCCACCAUCUGUUCCUGAACCCGGUCCUCCUUAUUUAGAACAUUACCCACCAUAUCUUCAAGAUCGUGCACCGAAUUCUCAGUACAGCGCACAACCACAGCAAUAUCCUCCUAUGGGACAGCCCAUCUACCCUCCUCACUAUGAUAGCCGUCGCAUGUACCCCCCAUACCAGCGGGAAGAGAUGGUCCGUGGAAGCCCCGUGCCCAUUGAAAUUCCUCCGCCAGCUGUAUCACCAUAUGUACCUGAAACAAGAGACAGAUACCCACAAGUGGAAGGCUACUAUCCAGUCGGUCCACAUUUGAAUCAGAUCAGACCUCACAGAGAGCCUUAUGGCCGGCCUCCCCCUCAACCUCAUCCCAGUCUGGAUGAUUUGCACCGCCGACGAAAGGAGAUAAUGGCUCAGCUAGAGGAGAGAAAGGUCAUCUCCCCACCUCCUUUUGCACCAUCACCAACUCUGCCCCCCUCUUUCCACACUGAUGAGUAUAUGGAUGAAGAUCUGAAAAUAGCAGGCAAAUAUAAAGGAAACGAUUACAGCCAGUAUUCACCCUGGUCGUGUGACACCAUUGGCUCCUACAUUGGAACCAAAGAUGCAAAACCCAAAGACAUUGUGGCAGCAGGGACUGUGGAAAUGGUGAACAUAGAUAGCAAGGGAAUGCGAGAUCAGCGAUUGGAUUUGCAAAGAAGAGCAGCUGAGACAGGUGAUGAUGAUCUUAUCCCAUUUGGAGACCGGCCUACCGUAUCAAGGUUUGGCGCCAUCUCGCGUACAUCCAAAACGAUGUAUCAGAACCCUGGUCCCAUGCAAGCCAUGACAGUUCAAGGAGCUUCCACUAAACCAGUCAACAUUUCAGAUUACAGCCCUUAUGGAACACACAGUGCUUGGGGAGGCUCACCAUAUUCACCCCAUCAAAACAUACCUUCUCAGGGACGCAUUAAUGAGAGGGAGAGAGCGUCCAUGUCAGAUGUGGCUGGCCAUGGGAAGCCUUUGCCAUCAUCCGAGAGGGAGCAACUUCGGCUUGAACUGCAGCAGCUAAACCAUCAGAUUAGCCAGCAGACACAACUGCGAGGACUGGAGGCUGUUAGUAACAGGCUGCUGUUGCAGAGGGAGGCGACCGCCUUGGCAGGCCAACCACAGCCCCCACCGCCACCACCUAAGUGGCCUGGAAUGAUCUCAAGUGAACAGCUGAGCUUGGAGCUACACCAGGUGGAGAGGGAAAUCGGGAAGAGAACCCGGGAGCUGGGCAUGGAGAGCCAAUCUUCAUUGGAUGUGAAAAACAAAGUGGGUACCAGUAAGCAGGCAGAAAAUGGGCAGCAAAGCAAGGUACCGACGGAGGACCUUGCGCUGACAUUCAGCAGUGAUGUUCCAAAUGGAUCAACUCAAACCCAAGAAAAUAUUGGCCUCCUUUCCAACAAAGCUGCAGCUCUGAACUUGUCUGAAGAUACCGAAGGGGGAGGAGGUGACCAGGAUGCCCAGAGGACAGGAGCAACACCAGCCUCUGCUCCUUGAAGGAACAAAAGCAUCCCUCCACUUCUGUUGGGGAGGAUCACCUUUUUCCCUCCUUGGGAUAAUGGGAGACAAGAACUGCAACAACGACAGCAGGUCCUAAGACAAUGUGCACAACACCACUACUAGAAACAGACCCUGCACAUAGUUCACAUUAACACAUUUUUUAAUUAAAAAAAUGAAAAUUAGCAGUAUCUGCAAGCAACUCAGAUUAAAUUUGUUUUUGUUCUGUGAAUGAACUUUAUUUUAAUAACUUUGGAUGCCUUGAAUGCCAGGGCUUUAAAAAAACAGAUAUUAUAUAUAUAUAUAUAUACACUCUGUUUGAUUAAUUGUAUGAUCUUAAUGAGGUAGGUUUUCUCUUUUAUUUUGGUAUUAUUACAUACCCAGUGUAUAAUUCCUUCUAGGCCUCUUUGUGCCGCCCCGCCCCCCAAAAACAAGCUCACUCACCGCUGCUUUGUGUGAGUUUAAAAGGAAAAUAGGGAAUGUGAGAUGGAGGAAGAAGCUCUAAAUUGCUUGGUCAAAAAAACGUGUAGCAGAGUUUAUCUGAAAGUAACAGUCCUUGUAGAUGCAAGUUCCUUCAUAUUUUCCUAAACAUUCUAGCUUUUAAACUAUAGCUUUUGAAACAUUUUUAUCAAUAACAAAACAUUUCAGCAAUAACCAACUUAAAAGGCCUCAAAAAGUGAAAAUGGUUCAUCUGUUUUUGAAGAGUGAAGGUGUCAGAUGUGAUGAAGAAACAAACACAAGUGGAGGUACUUUUGCUUCCUGAUCUCUUCAUUUCAUCCAAAGCUGUUCUGACAUGUUCUGAUAUGUCAUUGGCUUUUAUUGGGAAAGUUAAUAAGGUGAGAAGAGUGAACAUAGUGUUUGCUUGACACUGCCAUAUCAAAUCCUUUUCAGAGUCAAGGCUUUAGGCUUUCUCUGUGUACGGGAAAGGCCGACUUCCCGGGAGUGGACUGGGGAUCUCAGGUCCCGUCCCCCCCCAGCAUUUCUAUCUGAAAGAAAAACCCUUCAGCACCUAUAUAAAUUGGAACCCCUUCCUUUUUCCAGCAAAUGCCAUUUAAUUUAUGACUGUCCUGAAAAUGCCACUAUUGUAAGCAAGAGUCUUACUCGUACUGCACAUAUUUUGAUUGACUGACUUCCUCCUCUCUCUCUCCCCCCACCUUUAUUUACAUAGAUUGAGAUUCUGAGUGGAAAUCUUAUGUAAGGAUCUCUCAUAUAUUUUAGGCCUGCUCCUCUCUUAUAAAUUAGACUACUAAAUCUCAAAGCACUGGCUAUGUAAUAAGUUGCUGCAUUGCUUUGGUUGGGUAAAAGCAGAAGUUUAUUAAUCUUGUGUUAGGUUGUGUGUUUUUUCUUCUUCUUUCCUUAACCCCUUGUUGAGGUCAUAGCAACUUUCACCUAAGCUUUGCAUCUGUCUUACUUUUAAAUGAAACAAAAUGGGGUGGGAGUACAGGUCCCCUGUUGCCUACCAGUAGGAGAGUCCAAGCAGAAGACUCUUUUGAGUAGUGAUUAUUUAAUUUGCCCAGUCAAGGCACCGCAUUUAUAUACUAUUUCACAUUGAAUUUGAUUAUGCCCUACAGACCUGGCUGGCCAAAAAUUUGAUACACAUAUUGGCUUGGGAUUCGAGCUUUCAUUUUUUAUUUAAAUAAAAUUUAUGUAUGUAUGUAUGUAUAUAUACACAUAUACAUGUAGUUAUAUCUAUAUAUAUAUUGGGUAUGUUUUAAGAAUUUUUUCACACGAGUGCAGCUGUUAUAAAAUAUCUGGGAGGUAGAAGCACUGAACAAAUAUAUAUGUAUAACAAAAAACAUUUUACUUCUCACCUCUUCCUCUACUCUUAAACUCACAUACCACUCUAUAUCACCUUACUUGAAUUUUUAAAAGAUGAGAAAUGUUGUAGGAAGGAGUCUUUGGACUUCCUUGAUUCGCAAGAGCACACUUCUCUCCAAUGCCUUGAUUUCUCCCCUCCCUGUACACUGCCUUUUCCCCUCUUUGCACUGACUUCUGGAUAGAAAUGCUUGUUUUUCUCUUCAGGAGAAUUGCUCGCUUGAAAGAGGCCAUCACACCUUCUCACCUUUGCUGGAUAGGUAAACAGAGCAUAAUGUUGGUGGAACAUGGAACAAACAAGCACCAAGCUAGCAUUGCUUGUAAAUACUCUUUUCUUUGUCUUUUAUCCAUAGGAACUCUCUUCAGUAAACUAGGAGUGUUAUUCCUAAUCUUAAGGGGCAACUUCAGAACAUAAAUAUCUCAAUUUUUCCUAGCAGAAAAAAACUAUUUAGUCUAAUUAUAUAAAUGAUGGAGCUGUCUUUUUGAAGGUGUUCACUUUAAAUUAGAGAGUUGGAUUCAGAGAAACAGUGAAACUGGCUUUCUGUUAGCAGUUUCAAGCAAAUUAAUUUCCUAUACAGUAAACCUUCUGACUUCAGAGGAGAGAGUCUUAUAUGGAAAACGUCUCAAACUUUAUCAACAAAGUUGUAGCUCGCAUUCAUAGCAGGUAAAGAAGAUAACUUAAUAUUUGUUCCACCAUCUUUUCAGUUCUGUACUUUGUGCAUGAUGCCCUUGUUAUGAUAAGCCUACCUAGGUUAAUGUCCUGUUUGCCCAAGCAAAUAGUCUUGUUUAAUCUCUGCAAACCACAUUGAUCUUGGCUUAGUUUCCUAUUUCUCUUGGUGAAGGUUGUGAAGUUUCAUCAACAAGGUGUGCACAUAGGGAACUAGGAAAAGUAUUUAAGCUUUGUAGAGAUGGUAUAGAUGAAAUGUAUGAGCUUUCAAGUAGAUGAAUCUGUAAUACUCUAAUUCUCUGCCUCUUUCCUGGUUGUUAUAGAAAGACAGUAGUAAUACUGGCUAACAUGAUGCACAGCUUAACACUGGUAUUUUCCUUCUGCUAAGGUUCUGCACACACAAAAUCUAGCCCCAGCAGAAUUGCAGAAGAACACAGUUGUGCAAUCCAUUGUUUUUUAAUCAAAGCUCCAUUGCUCUAGCACAGACACUCAUUUCUGAGUCGUCAUGCAAUUGUGCUCUUGCGUGGCUCUGCUGAGGCUAGAUCUUACAUGCACAGCAGCCCUGACAGAAAGGAAAUGCCAGCAUUAGACUGUGCAUCGUGUUGGCCACUGUCUUUUGAAGUAAUCCAUGGGAUCUGGAAUACAUUUGUUUUGACAUCAGCUUCAGAUCCUAUGUCUUUGGACCCUGGCCUGGACAAAUCUGAAAACCUUUGCUUUCCAACAAUUAGGAAACAGGGCAGCAAGCAUAUGUAUAUGCAUGUGCAUUUCACAAUCCUAAAUGAAGCCUUACAACGUCUUCCACCUGUUAUUUAAAUUGUGCUUGGCUGAAAGAUGCAUUUUUUCUCUUGGGAUGAAAUUGGAAUAAAAUUUACAUAGCUGUGAUUAGUAAACCAUUCUGUAGAUUGCCACUUGCAUUCCACUAAGAAGUUUAUAACAUGAUGUGAUGGUUUUUAAACCCCCUAUUAAACAUUGCUGGAACUCACUGAGAUGGAUGACAUGCAUUCCCUCCUGAUAAUUAGAUAUUAUAACAUCCUAAACUAGUCUUAAUACUGUGUUCUUACUUAAACACUCCCUUGGUGGUCAGAACAAAUUAUGAAGAUUUACAAGUACAUUCAGGGAAGUUAAUUGAAGUCCUAGGUUUCAAAAUAACAUUAGAAAAUAGCUGACUGUAUAUAAAAAUGUAACGUGCAUUGCCCUGAAAUAGUUUGAGCCUUAUUUCACAUUUGCUCUUGUCUAAUGAGGAUUUGCAGUAACCUUUCUAACUUUGCUAUCCUAGCUCCCUCUGCUCCUUUUCUUUUCAUCAACCCACUUUAGACAUGCCCAUUGCCCUCCCUGAUCAUUUACCAGUUGACAGCUUGCUGCCUCAAUACAGAGCAUUCAAAUGAAUUCGUUUAGCCAAUAACUUCUGUGAAGUUGCCUUUUCUAAUGGUGUUUAUUACUCAGUGAUGCACAAAUGUGGUAUUGCCCCUACUGGUAGGCAAAUGAAGGGAUCUGUAUAAAUGUGGAUAAUACCCUUUUUACAUUCAAGGAGAGCCAAAGACUUGUGCUUUAACUCUUGAUUUGUUUUUGUUUUUUUGUCGUCGUCUUUCCCUUUCCCUUUCCCUUUACUGGGCUAGCCAGUUUGGAUUUAAAAUUUUGUAAUGUUUUGUGUUUUGGGUUCUUAACACUGGUAGAAAUGUGCAAAAGCUCAUGACUGUCAAGCCUUACAAAAAUACCUUCAGUGAUGGUAAAUUAACAGCACAUUUCAGAAAUGGUAUAUUCAGGCAUCUUGGAGUUUUGCAGCCAAUAUUGUAAAGAAAAACAUAUGCUUUAAACACAUCUUUAAAGAAAAUACCCUCCCAGCACAUUUUAAUGUAUUAGCAAAGAAAGGGCUUAUCCAAAAAGCUGUUUAAGCUACUGUUUCCUUCCAUUAUUUCUGCUUGCAAUUAGCAUCAUUUAACUCUAGGUGGUGAACACAAGGAAGCUUUAAAGAGGCUGAAAUGGAGCUCUUUGAAUAGAAGUAUCAAGCAUAAGAAGAUUGCAGAGGCAAAGGUAUGCAAACACUCUAGACUUGUUCUCAUGACCGCAGGGUAGGAUAAGCCCUCAGCCUGUGUAGGAGAGCCGAAUGCACUACUUGGUUUUGUGCUUGCAAACAUUAAGGUAGGAGGUGGGGAAAAUGAUUGUGUGGAAGGCAGCAGCUGGGCAGGACAGCUUUUCCUCCUACCUUGAUAAAUUUUUAUCAUUUUACAUUGAUAAAAUGCUGGGGGCGGGAUCUGGGUAGGGGGUGCUCAUCCUACCCAGCUGCUGCCUCGCACACAGUCGUUCUCUCUGGCUUCUAACUUCAUGUUUGCAUGCAGAUGAUCGAAAAUUGGGAGCAUGCCUAGCUCUCCUACCCAGGCUGGGAGCUUCUACUCUUCUGGCGGCCGUGUGAACAAGCCCUACUGUAUGUGCUGACUUCUCAGGUAGACCUGUAGUCCCUGGCUGCAGCAAAUACUUUGGGUUGUGGCUUACCAAUAAGAUCCAAACCUACAUUUCUAUCUCUUUGAAGCUAUGCAGAAGUCUCUCUUAUUAGUUUGGGAUUCAUAAAUCAAAAUAAAGCCACUAUAAAGGCAAUGAUAAAUAAUCUAUCAGAGUGCUUUUUGCUCUAUGAGUUUAGCAAGCGUGAGCCUUUUUAAAAUCAGCAGCCCUGAGGCAAUCAUUCUCCAAUUAUUUUCCCUAAUUUUCAGCAGCGUAUUCAUAAUGAAACUUGCAUUAAGGCCUUUCCUCUAUGAAAGGUACCUUUCCCCCUCCAGAGCUAGUUUCUCUAAGUUGCAGGCUUGACAUCUGGCUUGUUCCUUUUAAAGAUCCGGAGGCAGUGGGAGAGGAUUCCGUUGCGACACCUCCUAUCCUUCUCUUCUCAUCCACCCCACACCCUGCCUAUAGUAGCAAGGAGGAGUCCUUUUUUACUUUACAGUGAGGCACUGGUGAAUGAUGGACAAGUAUACCAACGGGAAGAACUGGGUAGGAAGCCUUCUGGCUACAUACUCUUGCCAGUGCCUUGAAACAUUCAAAGGGGCAGGCAGAAACACCAGACUACAGUCUGACAAUCUUAUUCCGAUCACGUCCAGGUAGCUACUUGACUCCAAGUGUGUCUUGCAAAAUACAAAGUCUAAAGCAUUAAUUAGCAUGAAUGAUUUUUAUUUUUUUAAAGCCAGACUUAGUAACAUUGGGUAGUAGCAUUCUGGCUAUAUAUAAUGCAUCCAAACUCUACACUGCUUUGUUCCAGAAAUAACUUCAAAAUGUCAUGUCAGUGAGAUGCUGGAACAAAAUUUCCCUUAUUUCACCCUCUUCCCCAAUGUGACAAAUACCUCAAAAGCAGCCUUAAAAAAAAGACAAAACUAUAUACACAAUAAAAGCCAAUUGCCUCCGUUGGUUAGCAUCAAUGGAUUGCAUAAGACUGAAAUUUUUGGAAGGUUCAAAAGUAACUCUUAUUUUCAUUUUGGCCACAGAAUGGGAAUCCACUGAUCACCACAAAAAGGAUCCUUUCACAUUCACCAUCACCCUGAUUUGUGGGCUAAUCUUCAGCUGUUUGAAAAAGAGUGGCAGCUGCUCUGUUGCUUUGUGUGGUGUUAGGUUUUCCCCAGGAUCAGUUGUCUAGUACUUAGAGGAAUUAUUAAAAACAAAAACCAAUCCAAAUACAUCCCUGUUUCACAGACAUGACACACAGACAUUUGUGCUAAGCAAAAGUGUAGCUCAGCAAGGCCAUAUCUGUAACAUCCCAAAUUAACACUGAGAGGAGAGUCCCCCCCCCCCAUAUAUGUAACGGUGUUCCUGUGGUAUUCAUUGCUUUGGAAUACUGCAGUGGCAUCCCAGUGUUUUGACUAAAUGUUACAGCUAAAAUAAUUACCUUUUGAUUUCACAGAUAAACUGCCACAAUAUGGGUCUGGUUUUGAGAAGCAGUGAACACUCAGGUUUCAUUGUGAUAAGAGUUCAGUAGUAGUUGUGGUUAUUGUUUGACGACUGGAUAGCUUCCUUUCUAAUGUGCAACAUUAGACAUGUCUACAUAACUUAGAAAUCUGUGGCUGCCUGAUCCUUUUUUCACAUCCAAUAAUACCCAAUUUGGGAGGUUAAAAAUGUUCAAGUUUGGCUUUUUUUUUGUUUUUUGUUUUUUUGUUCUUAAAAGGAAAAAUGUAAUCUCUCUCUCUCUCUCUCUCUCUCUCUCUCUCUCUCUCUCUCUCUCUCUCUCUCUCUGAAAAUUAAAAGUAUUAGAUUUGCUGAUGUUACAUGUAUACAUAUCUUUUAUGAAAACAAAAUCCUGUGGAGUAUUUGGUGUUUGCUAUAAACAAAAUUUGUUUGUUUCUGUGUAUGUUUAAGUGACUUUGGGCACCAUUGUAAGUGGUAAUGUCUUGCACACAAGCCCCUUUGGGGUGUGCACAAGAAGACCACCUCAGUGCCCUCUUGUCAUUAAUGUUAGUUUGUUGUGGCAGACAAUACUCACAAGUCUUUGGCAUCCAAAACCAGAUUGUUUAACUAGAUUGGAAUCCCACAACUGGAUCUGCACAGGGAGCUUCUAAGCUUAGCAUUAGAUAAAACUGUGAGGGGUGGGGAGCAAAGCAGGCCGUUCUGCUGGAAAUGCAGCUGUUUUUCCUGCUGUCUCUACAGCCCUCAGUUUCAGGCUCUGUAGAGGUAGAAACCCAUAAAGUGAUUCUCUGCUGCCUGUUGUGAGUUUACAAUUGCCUUGCAGUCUCUGCUUGCUAUGUAAGCAGCCUCUUUGCUAGCCAUGGACCUCUUUCCUUGAAGGCGACCUUAUCAGCAGCAUGGUGGUGGUUUUUAUUAGUUUUCAAGGACUCUCAGUCAAUUAUCUAGAGUUUGCUCUUUGUUUUUGUUCAUCAAACCUGCCUCUCUCUCAAAAGUCCCCUGGUCAUUUCCAAUUGUGGGAUUUCUCUAUAUGUGUGUGCAUUCUUUAUAGUUGUGUGUGGGGGGAAGGAGUUUAAGCCAAGUUUCCUUUGGUCUUUUUAGGAUUGUACCAGUCUCCCCGAGACAUACUUAAGUCAUUAUCACCUUUUUGGGUGGAGUUCAUUUUUUAAAUAACUUUUUUGACAUUUUUGGUGCAUAUAUGCUUGGGAUAGAGCUCAUGUAAUUUACCAAUCGUAUUGAUUGUAUGUGAUUGUGCCCUGCAGAGGUAUAUUUAACAUAAAAUAAAAUGAAAAUGAAAAAAUUUAGUCUAGGGUGAUGAUGCUGAUAUAAUAAAGGAAACUCCAAGAUGUUGAGUCAGGCAGUGAGUGACUGAAUUUGUUUAGAGUUCAAGGAUUUGACAGCUGUUCUGAUCAAAACACUGGGUUUGUUUGGGGUUUUUUGUUAUUUCUGCCCUUUGCCUUCUUUUCCUCUCCUUUUUCUCUCUCUCUCCAUAUGAUUAUAAUAAUAUAUAAUCUAUAUCACUCUUAAUGGGCCGCCUUCACAUAUUUACCACUCAAAACAGACACACAGACGGGAUGUGAAGAUGAACAUUCUUGAUAUUCUUCUUGAAUAUGCUUUCAUGAAUAAAUAUUAUAACAGUGAUAUAAUUACUUGGAAAAUCAGAGUCCACAAAAGAGAGGGAUACAAUGAUAAUCUUUUAGGAGAAGUUUCUGGAUGCAGAUAGGGACAAAAGAUGUCACUCUACACACUUGCUUCAGUGUACAUCCCACUAAGAGCUUUCCUACUAAGCAACUUGAAGUUUUUCUGUUCGUAGAAUUAAAGAUAUUUUUUUGCAGGAAUGGGUAGGCAGUUUCAGUAAUGUCAGCACCAGCUCUUAAAUGUCCCAGAACAAGAGCUUUCUCAUCAGAAGCAAGUGAAAACAGUACUGUAUCUUCUUUCAGCCUCUUUUGUGUAUUAAUCCUCAGUCAAGUGUGGUUUUUAAAAGACUUUUCUUUUUUCUUUUUAACACAAAGGAGGCUUAAACAUUCAUUGGAGAGAGAGAAAGUGAUGUCUAGAUGGAAAGGGUAAAACAUUAAUCUCUCUCCAUCCUUUUUUGUGAACAAAUUGUGUGAUUUUAAUUUUGGCAAGUAUAGAACUGACACGCUGUCAUCUUAUAUGUAAAGAGAACUUUUGUGUGCAUGAUGGUUAUUGUAUAGUAAAUAAAUGACACAUGUCAAAAUGC